Messenger RNA from Dipodomys spectabilis (banner-tailed kangaroo rat), 1262 nucleotides. It is a transcript of the gene Qdpr, whose product is annotated as quinoid dihydropteridine reductase. NCBI's taxonomy places the organism in Eukaryota, Metazoa, Chordata, Mammalia, Rodentia, Heteromyidae. Gene Ontology annotation, biological process: tetrahydrobiopterin biosynthetic process; L-phenylalanine catabolic process. Gene Ontology annotation, molecular function: NADPH binding; NADH binding; 6,7-dihydropteridine reductase activity. The transcript is spliced from 7 exons. The record is from RefSeq and is a predicted model, not a curated record. Gene Ontology annotation, cellular component: cytoplasm. The coding region runs from base 35 to 763 and encodes 242 amino acids.
GUUCGGAGUCGCGGGACCCGGCGGGACGAGCAGGAUGGCGGCGGCGGCGGGCGAGGCGCGCCGGGUGCUGGUGUACGGCGGCCGGGGCGCGCUGGGCUCGCGCUGCGUGCAGGCCUUCCGGGCCCGCAACUGGUGGGUUGCCAGCAUUGACGUGGUGGAGAACGAAGAAGCGAGUGCCAGUGUCAUUGUUAAAAUGACAGACUCAUUCACGGAGCAGGCCGAUCAGGUGACCGCUGAGGUUGGAAAGCUCUUGGGUGAUCAGAAGGUGGAUGCCAUUCUUUGUGUGGCCGGAGGAUGGGCCGGGGGCAAUGCCAAAUCCAAAUCUCUCUUUAAAAACUGUGACCUGAUGUGGAAGCAGAGUAUGUGGACGUCGACCAUCUCCAGCCACCUGGCCACCAAGCACCUGAAGGAGGGCGGCCUCUUGACCUUGGCCGGUGCCAAGGCUGCCCUGGAUGGGACCCCGGGGAUGAUCGGCUACGGCAUGGCCAAGGGCGCCGUCCACCAGCUGUGCCAGAGCCUGGCGGGGAAGAACAGCGGCAUGCCGCCCGGAGCCGCCGCCGUCGCCGUGCUCCCGGUGACCCUGGACACCCCCAUGAACAGGAAGUCCAUGCCCGAGGCUGACUUCAGCUCCUGGACACCCUUAGAAUUUCUGGUGGAAACUUUCCAUGACUGGAUCACAGGGAAAAACCGACCAAGCUCAGGAAGCCUCAUGCAGGUGGUAACCACGGAGGGAAAGACGGAGCUCACCCCGGCGUAUUUUUAAGCUCCAUCUCCAUACCUGAGAGGAACCUGCCAGAAGCAUCAUAGCCUGUGUCAGUGUGGCUACGUCCGGCACUUGUUUUCCAUGCUUCUGUUUGUGGUACAAGAUGCGCUAAUGUGAAGUAACUUGGGAGGAGGGCGCAGCCUGCCAUACUGUGCUCCUGCGUGGGUGGGGCGUGGGCAGCAGCCUGCACUGUCACGUUGGAUUGCUCUGCAGCCGCUGGUCUGCCUGACGGUGGCUGCCAUCUUGAUAAUCGGGGCGCCCUGGUAUGGAGGGGCCGUGUAUUUUGAGGGCCCAGUUGUUUUUGCGUGUUGUUUAUGUCAUAGUUGUAGUUUUGUGGCCUCAAGUUAAACUGCCUUAAAACUCUCUAUGUGAUAGAAGCAACAUGUCACAAACUCUGUCCUGUGUCCCUUGAGCAGUUGCCAAGUGUCCCUCGGUCUGGGCUAAAUGUGCAAGAGAAAUACUUGGGAGUGUUCUUCCUAAUAAACACCCCUCCCUCCUG